AUUUCAGUAAAGACAAAAAGUUACUAUAAAGCCUACUACAGUUGAUUGAUAUUAUAAAAAGUCAAUCAAGAAUUUUACAAAAUAAAACACAGUAGAGAGGACAGAAAACAUGACCAGAAAGAAAUAUAAUAAAGUCAAGAUGAUACUGAUAAUAAGUUGUUUAUUGUUUAUAACAACAACAUCAGCUGUUAAACAAACAAAUAAAGAAGAUGAAGCACCUGUUAUUGGAAUUGAUUUAGGCACAACUUAUUCAUGUGUUGGCAUAUUUACUAAAGGCCAAGUUGAAAUUAUUGCUAAUGAUCAGGGUAACAGAAUUACACCAUCUUAUGUUGCUUUUACUGAAGAAGGUGAAAGAUUGAUUGGUGAUGCUGCUAAAAAUCAACUGACAUCGAAUCCAGAAAAUACCAUCUUUGAUGUUAAACGAUUAAUUGGUAGAAACUGGGAUGAUCCUUCAGUUCAAAAAGAUAAAAACUACUAUCCCUUUAAAAUAAUCAACAAAAACAAUAAACCACAUAUUGAAGUGACUAUAAAAGGUGAAAAAAGGCUUUUCACUCCAGAAGAAAUUUCUGCCAUGGUUCUGGGGAAAAUGAAGACUAUUGCUGAGCAGUAUGUAGGAAAGAAUAUCACCAAAGCAGUUGUUACUGUACCAGCUUAUUUCAAUGAUGCUCAACGUCAAGCUACUAAAGAUGCUGGUAAAAUUGCUGGUUUGGAGAUACUUAGAAUAGUCAAUGAGCCUACAGCCGCAUCUAUAGCGUAUGGUUUACAUAAGAAAGAUAGAGAUUUUAAUGUAUUGGUGUAUGAUCUAGGAGGGGGAACAUUUGAUGUGUCAGCAUUGACAUUAGAUCAUCAAGUCUUUGAGGUUUUAUCAACAAAUGGUGAUACACAUUUAGGUGGAGAAGAUUUUGAUCAGAUGGUAAUGGACCAUUUCUUGAAAUUGAUUAAAAAGAAAUAUGGUAAAGAUAUAAGAAAUAAUGUACAGGCUGUACAGAAAUUACGAAGAGAAGUAGAAAAAGCCAAGAGAACUUUAUCAUCCCAACAUCAAGCUAGAAUUGAAAUUGAAUCUUUAUUUGAUGGACAGGAUAUUUCAGAACCGUUGUCUAGAGCUAAAUUUGAAGAAUUGAAUAUGGAAUUAUUCCGUUCCACAUUAAAACCAGUUAAGAUGGCACUCAAAGAUGCAGAAUUAACAGUAGAUGAUAUAGAAGAUAUUAUAUUAGUUGGAGGAUCAACUAGAAUACCUAAAAUACAACAGUUAGUUAAAGAAUAUUUUAAUGGCAAGGAACCAAAUCGUGGUGUCAAUCCUGAUGAAGCUGUAGCUUAUGGUGCUGCUGUACAGGCAGCUGCUUUAUCUGGAGAUCAGGAUGUAGGUGAUGGUUAUGUAAUAUUAGAUGUCAAUCCUUUAACUCUUGGUAUUGAAACAAUGGGAGGUGUAUUGACAACUUUAAUCAAGAGAAAUACACCUAUACCUACUAGGAAAUCUCAGAUCUUUUCCACGGCAGCUGACAACCAACCUGUGGUCUCUAUACAAAUAUUUGAAGGUGAAAGAGCCAUGUCUAAAGAUAAUCAUUUUUUGGGUAAAUUUGACCUGACUGGGAUUCCUGCUGCUCCUCGUGGUAUACCUCAAAUUGAAGUAACAUUUGAAAUUGAUGUCAAUGAAAAAAUUGACAUUAGAAAUGAUUUAGAAAACUCUGUGUAUAGUAUGUUAAAUCAAAUUAAUGACAAUGAAUCCAAACUGAGCAAAGAGGAUAAAGAAUCUAUACAGGAAGUCAUUAACGCAAAAACAAAAUGGUUGGAAGACAAUCCAUCAGCAAAAAUAGAUGAUCUCAAACUGCAAAAACAAGAAUUUGACAAUGUUGUUCAACCAAUUAUUACUAAACUUUAUCAAAACUCUGGUCCAUCUUCAUCUCAUGAUGAAUCAGAGCUAUAGAAAAUAUGAGAAACCUUAUUCAAUACUGUGAUAACUUAUAACCUUCCAAUGUGUGCCUGGAGAGAGAUGGUGUAUAUGAAAAUAUUUUAUAAAGUGCAAUAGUAUUGUGAAAGUUUCUAAAUAAAAGUAUUAGUGAAAGAUUUAAAAAUCUAUAUGAUAAAAUUUGUUACAUCUAAGUAUUAUGCUAAAUCAAGUUAACUUUCAUUGAACUUAGAUAAGGGUAGAUUUCAUGUCAUUAGGUCUACAGGCAAGUUCAGUAAUCACUACCUACCUUACACUUCUAUAUAGUAACUUACAUUUACAGUAAUAGUAAUCCAUGUAAAUAUAGAUAUUUCUGUAGGCUUUUCAUCAGUUUUUCAUUUCUAGUGAUUUAAAUGCCAUAUUUUGUAAUUUUGUGAGUAUGUUCAAUAUAUUUAUUGAAAGUUUUUUUACAGCUUUGUACUGGAAAAUCUGUAAUAAUGUAUGUGAGUACAAAACACACAUAUUAUUGCAAUUACAAUGUUGAAAUUUGUCAAUAUUUUAAAAUAAUUGAUUAGAAUAUUUCUAAUAAAUUCUUCAAUCAGUUCUUAAUUGAAUUGGCUGAAU
Lottia gigantea (owl limpet) is the source of this 2509-nucleotide messenger RNA. RefSeq lists its product as hypothetical. Gene Ontology annotation, biological process: protein refolding; endoplasmic reticulum unfolded protein response; cellular response to unfolded protein. Lineage: Eukaryota; Metazoa; Mollusca; Gastropoda; Lottiidae. Bases 110 to 1924 code for a protein of 604 amino acids. Gene Ontology annotation, molecular function: ATP hydrolysis activity; ATP binding; heat shock protein binding. Gene Ontology annotation, cellular component: endoplasmic reticulum chaperone complex; endoplasmic reticulum lumen; nucleus. The transcript has 7 exons. The record is from RefSeq and is a predicted model, not a curated record.